This is a messenger RNA of Gastrolobium bilobum, 1441 nucleotides long. RefSeq names its product probable plastid-lipid-associated protein 12, chloroplastic. The record is from RefSeq and is a predicted model, not a curated record. Lineage: Eukaryota; Viridiplantae; Streptophyta; Magnoliopsida; Fabales; Fabaceae. The transcript is spliced from 11 exons. The coding region runs from base 111 to 1280 and encodes 389 amino acids.
UCUUCUUUUGUUGGUGGUUUGCCACGUGUUCAAAUUCAUCUUGGCGCCACAUAACAAAAAAGAGAAGAGAACCCAGGCUCAACUCGCCCUCGAUUUGCUCUACAACUACAAUGGUUCUCAAAGUUGUGAAUCUCAAUCUAGGAUUUCACUGUUUGACUCCAUCUCCAUGUACUAAUUUCACUUUUAUUUCUCCCAAGCAUUCAAAAUCUCGUAAAGAUCGCUUCGUAUUUCGUUCUUGUCAAGUUGAGCAACUAUCAUUUACAGAAUCUGAAAACUCACUUAUCGAAUCCCUUCUUGGCAUUCAAGGACGCGGACGCUCUUCUUCUCCUCAGCAGCUCAAUGCUAUUGAACGUGCUGUUCAAGUCCUUGAAAGUUUAGGGGGUGUCCCGGAUCCGACAAACUCAAAUUUAAUCGAGGGUCGCUGGCAGCUAAUUUUCACUACAAGACCGGGAACAGCAUCUCCGAUUCAGAGAACAUUUGUUGGAGUUGACUUUUUUAGUGUAUUUCAAGAGGUUUAUCUUCGAACAAAUGAUCCACGCGUAAGCAAUAUUGUGUCAUUUUCUGAGGCCAUUGGUGAGCUCAAAGUGGAGGCAGCAGCAUCAAUUGAAGAUGGAAAGAGAAUCCUUUUUAGGUUUAACAGAGCUGCCUUUUCUUUUAAAUUUCUUCCAUUUAAAAUUCCAUAUCCUGUUCCAUUUAAGCUGCUUGGAGAUGAAGCAAAGGGUUGGUUAGAUACCACAUAUUUGUCCCAUUCGGGAAACCUUCGUAUCUCAAGAGGAAAUAAGGGAACCACAUUUGUGUUGCAGAAGCAAACUGAACCUAGGCAGAGGUUAUUGAUAGCAAUUUCCUCGGGGGUGGGUGUUAAAGAGGCAAUAGAUGAACUUAUUUCCUUAAAUCAGAAUACUGAUGAAGAACCAGAACUAGAAGAGGGUGAGUGGCAGAUGACAUGGAAUUCACAGACUGUGACGGAUAGUUGGUUAGAGAAUGCUGCUAAUGGUCUGAUGGGAAAGCAGAUAAUCGGGAAGAAUGGACGAAUAAAGUUUCUGGUUGAUAUCUUGCUUGGGCUUAAAUUCUCCAUGAAUGGAAAUUUUGUAAAAACUGGCUCCAAAGUGUAUGACGUUACGAUGGAUGAUGCAGCCAUAAUUGGUGGCCCUUUUGGAUAUCCCCUAGAAAUGGAAAACAAGUUCAUCUUGGAGCUUCUAUACUGCGAUGAGAAGAUCAGAAUUAGCCAGGGAUACAAUAAAAUUCUUUUCGUACAUAUUCGCACGGAUGCAAUGAGGUGAACUCUAUGGUCAUCUGAGAAUAGUAGAAAUAUAUUGGUAAAGAUUUGAGAUCAGUUGUGUAUUUAACUAUCCCCAACAACUAGACAUCGUUUGGAAGGUCUAUUUUGGUAUUUAGUUUACGUUUUAUUAAAUGGCUUUAUUUAUUUAUUUCUGUUAAUCUA